AUGAAGGUGGACAGAAGCAAGCUGAAGAAAACGCCGACAGAAGCUCCUGCUGAUUGUAGGAUACUUAUAGAUAAACUGAAAGCAUGCAGUGAUGAUCAACUGCUUGUUGAACUCCAACACAUCAAGACCUGGAAUAUUGGCAAGUGCGAGUUGUACCACUGGGUGGAUCUGCUAGACCGCUUCGAUGGCAUUCUGUGCGAUGCAGGCCAGACAGUGGAGAAUAUGUCAUGGCUGCUGGUGUGUGACCGGCCAGACAACAGCCAGCUCAAAGCCUUGCUUUUGGCAGUGCUUAACUUUACAGCGUUGCUCAUUGAGUACAGCUUCUCCAGGCACCUCUACAGUUCCAUAGAGCACUUAACCACCUUAUUGGCAUCAUGUGACAUGCAAGUUGUCCUGUCUGUGCUGAACCUCCUCUAUGUGUUCAGUAAGCGGUCCAACUACAUUACAAGGCUAGGCUCUGACAAAAGAACCCCUCUCCUGGCACGUCUGCAACAUCUGGCUGAGAGCUGGGGAGGAAAGGAGAAUGGUUUUGGCCUCGCCGAGUGCUGCAGGGAUCUUCUAAUGACUAAGUACCCUCCCAGUGCCACAACACUGCACUUUGAGUUCUAUGCUGAGCCGGGCUCUGAGGUCAAAGUGGAGAGGAAGACGAGCAGCAACACAUUACACUAUAUCCAUAUUGAGCAACUUGACAAGAUUUCAGACAGUCCAUCUGAAAUCAUGGAGUCGCUCACGGUGAUGUACAACAUACCUAAAGACAAGCAGACGCUGCUUUUCACACACAUUCGACUGGCUCAUGGCUUUUCAAAUCACAAGAAGAGACUGCAAGCCGUGCAAGCCAGACUGCACGCCAUCUCAAUACUGGUGUAUUCAAAUGCACUUGGCGAGUCCACGAAUAGCAUUCUAUAUAAUGGCUUGAUAGAGGAGCUGGUGGAUGUCUUGCAGAUUACAGACAAACAACUAGUGGAUAUCAAGGCGGCAUCUCUGCGCACUUUAACAUCCAUUGUCCAUUUGGAGAGAACGCCCAAACUUUCCAACAUCAUUGACUGCACAGGCACUGCCUCCUACCAUGGCUUCUUGCCUGUGUUGGUGCGCAACUGUAUACAAGCAAUGAUCGAUCCUUUGAUGGACCCUUACCCACAUCAGUUUGCCACAGCACUCUUUUCUUUCCUUUAUCAUUUGGCCAGCUAUGAUGCUGGGGGUGAAGCCCUUGUCUCUUGUGGAAUGAUGGAAGCUCUGUUGAAGGUAAUCAAAUUUCUCGGUGAUGAGCAGGAUCAGAUCACUUUUGUAACAAGAGCGGUCCGGGUCGUGGACCUCAUCACCAACCUCGACAUGGCUGCCUUCCAGUCACACAGCGGCCUUUCCAUUUUCAUCUGCAGACUGGAGCAUGAGGUGGACCUGUCAAGGAAAGAGUGCCCGUUCGUCAUUAAGCCAAAGAUCCGAAGGCCAAGGCCUACUGUAGAUGCUGAAGACAUGGACACUUACAUGGAGAGCAUGCAAUGUAUUCCCCAGAGGGCAGCUCUUUUAAAGUCGAUGCUAAAUUUCCUGAAGAAAGCCAUCCAAGACCCUGCCUUUUCUGAUGGCAUCCGCCAUGUAAUGGAUGGAUCCUUGCCUACCUCACUAAAGCACAUCAUCAGUAAUGCAGAAUACUACGGACCCUCACUGUUUCUUCUUGCAACCGAGGUUGUGACGGUGUUUGUGUUCCAAGAGCCAUCUCUGCUUUCCUCCUUGCAGGACAAUGGCCUUACUGAUGUUAUGCUCCAUGCCCUUCUCAUCAAAGAUGUUCCUGCUACACGUGAAGUCUUGGGAUCGCUCCCAAAUGUGUUCAGUGCCUUGUGCCUGAAUGCCAGAGGCCUCCUCUCAUUCGUUCAGUGUCAGCCCUUUGAGCGCCUCUUCAAAGUGCUGUUGUCCCCCGACUAUCUACCUGCCAUGCGACGGCGACGCAGUUCUGACCCAUUGGGGGACACGGCAUCAAAUUUGGGAAGUGCUGUAGAUGAGUUAAUGAGACACCAACCAACUUUAAAGACAGAUGCUACUACUGCAAUCAUUAAGUUACUGGAGGAGAUAUGCAACUUAGGCCGAGCUCCCGAAUAUGUCUGCCAAAAACCAUCUAUCCAGAAAGCUGAUGGUACUGUGGCUGUGCCACCAGCACGCUCUAGCCACGCUGCCGAAGAAGCUUCAAGUGAGGAUGAAGAGGAAGAGGAGGCCCUCCACACAUUUAGCCAGCAGCAGGGGGAAGCAGAGAGCAACAGACAGGUGGUUGGAACUGAGGAGCGGAUACCUAUCCCUUUAAUGGACUACAUUUUAAAUGUGAUGAAGUUCGUAGAAUCCAUACUUAGCAACAACACCACAGAUGACCACUGUCAGGAAUUUGUGAACCAGAAGGGGCUGCUACCUCUGGUCUCUAUUCUGGGGUUGCCCAACCUGCCCAUAGAUUUUCCCACCUCAGCGGCCUGCCAAGCUGUUGCUGGUGUGUGCAAGUCAAUUUUGACACUCUCGCAUGAGCCUAAAGUACUUCAGGAGGGAUUGUGCCAACUGGACACUAUUCUAACAUCGCUGGAGCCCCUACAUCGGCCAAUUGAGGUCCCCGGUGGAUCCGUGCUCUUGAGGGAGUUGGCUAAUGCCGGCCAUGUCACUGACGCCACGUUGUCUGCUCGGGCGACGCCACUGCUACAUGCGCUGACUGCAGCACAUGCCUACAUCCUAAUGUUUGUGCACACUUGCCGUGUAGGACAGAGCGAGAUCAGGGCAAUAUCUGUCAAUCAGUGGGGAUCCCAGUUGGGCUUGAGUGUUCUCAACAAGUUGAGUCAGCUCUACUGUUCACUGGUGUGGGAAAGUACGGUUCUGCUCUCCCUUUGCACGCCUAACAGCCUGCCUCCAGGUUGCGAGUUUGGGCAAGCAGACAUGCAGAAACUCUUACCCAAAGAGGAAAAACCCUCUAAUACGGCAGCAACUACAACAAACCCUGGUCCCAAGAGAGCUGAGUCUGAGGCAGUAGAGUCGACUAGUAGUGGACUGCUGGAAGGCAUGGGUUUAGAUGGCGAUAGCUUGGCUCCCAUGGAGACAGACGAGCCCACCUCAACAGACCCUAAGGCCAAGUCCAAGCUGACCCCAGCAAUGGCCACACGCAUUAAACAAAUUAAACCCCUUCUCUCUGCAUCAUCUCGGCUGGGCAGGGCACUUGCUGAGCUCUUUGGCCUGUUGGUGAAGUUGUGUGUUGGCUCCCCGGUGCGUCAACGCCGCUCCCACCAUGCCACAAGCACAGGCACUACACCCACACCUGCUGCCCGAGCCACUGCCUCUGCACUCACAAAGCUCCUCACCAAAGGACUGAGUUGGCAGCCCCCACCCUAUACACCAACUCCUCGGUUUAGGCUCACUUUCUUCAUCUGCUCUGUUGGCUUUACAUCGCCUAUGUUGUUUGAUGAGAGAAAGUACCCAUACCACCUAAUGCUUCAAAAGUUUUUCUGCUCUGGUGGACACGAUGCCUUAUUUGAGACAUUCAACUGGGCCUUGUCAAUGGGUGGAAAGGUCCCUGUUUCAGAGGGUCUGGAGCAUAUGGAACUACCAGAUGGGACAGGAGAGUUCCUGGAUGCUUGGUUGAUGCUGGUGGAGAAGAUGGUGAAUCCAAGUACUGUGCUGGACUCGCCACAUUCUUUGCCAGCGAAAAUGCCUGGGGUCACGCCAACCACGCCCCAGUUCAGUGCACUUCGGUUUCUCAUCGUUACCCAGAAGGCAGCAUUCAGCUGCAUCCGCAGUCUUUGGAACAGGAAGCCUCUUAAAGUUUAUGGAGGUAGGAUGGCUGAAUCCAUGCUUGCCAUCCUGUGCCACAUCCUGCGGGGAGAGCCAGUCAUCCAGGAGCGCCUGGCCAAGGAGAGAGAGGGUACAGUGCGACCAGAUGAUGAGGGCACUCCUUCUAGACGGGAGCCCCAGGUUAACCAGGCUCAGCUUACGCAGCUGAUAGAUAUGGGUUUCUCAAGAGAACAUGCAAUGGAGGCCCUAGUGAACACCAGUACCAUGGAGCAAGCCACAGAAUAUCUCCUUACACACCCUCCUCCUCACCUUGGGGGAGCAGUAAGGGAUCUUUCCAUGUCCGAAGAGGACCAAAUGAUGCGAGCAAUUGCAAUGUCGCUCGGCCAGGAAGUCAACAUGGAGCAACGUUCUGACUCGCCCGAGGAAGCAGCACGGCGGCGUGAGGAAGAGGACAGGAGAGCUAGGGAACGAGCAGAGGAAGAAGAGGCCCGCUGCUUGGAGCGUUUCAUGGAGGCUGAACCCCUUGAUCCACAAGAGCUGCAUGCCUUCACAGAUGCGAUGCUUCCUGGCUGCUUCCACCUUCUGGAUGAGCUGCCUGACACGGUCUACCGGCUCUGUGACCUGCUUAUGACUGCCAUCAAGAGGAGUGGCCCGGAGUACAGAGACCUCAUCCUUGGCCAGGUUGUCGACCAGGUGUGGGAUGCAGCAGAUGUGCUGAUCAAGGCAGCUGUGCCUCUGACAACCAGUGACACAAAGACUGUGUCUGAAUGGACUAAACAGAUGGCUACACUACCCCAAGCAUCAAAGCUGGCUACUCGAAUUCUGCUGCUCACGUUGCUAUUUGAGGAACUGAAGCUUAUGUGCACCACAGUAGUAGAAAGAAGUGGCAUCCUUGAUUUGCUGAUUAAGCUGCUAGAAGUGGUUCAGCCUUGUUUGCAGGCAGCUAAGGAACAGAAAGACAUACAGACACCAAAGUGGAUUACCCCAGUUCUAUUGAUUAUUGACUUUUAUGAGAAAAUGGCAGUGUCUUCAAAACGCAGAUCACAAAUGAACAAGUAUCUUCAGCCUAAUGGGAAUAACUGGAGAUGGUUUGAUGAUCGCUCAGGCCGUUGGUGCAGUUACAGCGCCUCCAACAACAGCACUAUCGACUCGGCAUGGCGAGCUGGGGAAAGCAGUGUCCGCUUCACAGCUGGACGCAGACGAUAUACUGUUCAAUUUAACAACAUGGUGCAGGUCAAUGAAGAGACGGGGAACCGACGGCCAGUGAUGUUGACUGUUCAAAGAGUUCCACGUUUGCCCAAACCUGCUAAGAGCGGCUGCAUUACAGACACCGAGAGAGAAGAGGGAGAUAAGUGUAAAGCAGAAGAGACGCAGACAGAUAUAGACUCUGUGGCAACAGUAGAAAUGAGUGCCCCCAAGGAUGCUUCCUGUCAGCUUAAGGAUGUAACUUCUGGCCCUACAACUUCCCAAGAAUCUGACUCCAUUCAAGGCUCUAAUGUCGUCGGCUUGAGUGACGACAUGACCACUGUUCUCAUCCGCUCUUGUGUCAGCAUGAUUAGUGUCCCCGUGGACCCGGACACUCUCCAUGCUACACUUAGGCUUUGUUUGCGAUUGACACGAAAUCACCACUAUGCCAUGAUGUUUGCUGAGCUGAAAAGCACUCGAAUGAUUCUUGGGCUGACGCAGACAUCAGGAUUCAAUGGCUUCACUCCUCUUGUUACGCUGCUCUUCAGGCACAUUAUAGAAGAUCCAGCUACUCUUCGUCACACUAUGGAAAAGGUGGUGAGAUCGGCUGUGACAAGUGGAGCAGGCAGCACCACCUCAGGAGUGGUGUCGGGCAGCCUCGGCUCAAGGGAAAUUAAUUAUAUCCUACGCGUCUUGGGCCCCGCUGCCUGCCGUAACCCUGAGUGCUUUGCUGAAACUGCUAGCAAUUGUGUCCGUAUUGCCCUGCCGGCACCCCGUGGAGCUGGCACAGCCUCUGAUGACGAGUUUGAAAAUCUUCGUAUCAAGGGGCCUAAUGCCGUACAACUAGUAAAAACAACUCCACUGAAAUUGUCCCCGUUACCUUCCAUUCCUGACACUAUCAAGGAGGUGAUAUACGACAUGCUCAACGCCUUGGCCGCAUACCAUGCGCCAGAAGAACAAGAACGUGUGGCAGCUGUUCCUGGUGGUCAAGACCUUUGUCAGAUAUUGCAAGAUGUCGGUGAUGACGUUUACCAGCAGUACCGUCUCACACGACAGGGCAGUGACUUUGACUCCCAGUCUGCAUUCCAUAUCAAUACUCAAGUUUUUGCUGCGGAUGGAGCUGUGGCAGAGUCAUCACAAUCUGGCACACCGCAAGGAGAAGCCUCUACGCCUGAGGAAAUGCGAGAGGAAAAGAAAGAGCAAGAGGGAGAUAAGAGUAGCAGCUCAGAGGAGGCUAAAGCUGCGAAGUUAAAGGCAAGCAAACCUUUAAUGCCAACCUCCACCAUCCUGAGACUGCUGGCUGAGCUGGUGCGCUCCUAUGUUGGCAUUGCCACACUAAUUGCCUCUUACUGCUACACUGCAGGACAGUCUGAGCUCAUCAAGGAGGAUUGCAGUGUACUAGCUUUUGUGCUCGACCACUUGCUGCCUCACACUCAGAAUUCAGAGGACAAGGACACCCCAGCCUUGGCCCGUCUUUUCCUUGCCAGCCUUGCAGCUGCUGGCACUGGCACUGAUGCCCAGGUUGCUCUGGUUACUGAGGUGAAGGCUGCUCUUAGUCGGGCUUUAGGAAUGACAGAAGGAGCUGAAAAACAUGCUAGGCUUCAGGCAGUGAUGUGCAUUAUCAGUACCAUCAUGGAAUCAUGUCCCUCGACAUCCAGUUUCUAUAGCACAGCAGCAGCCAAGACGCAACACAAUGGCAUGAAUAAUAUCAUCCGGCUAUUUCUCAAGAAAGGACUGGUCAGUGACUUGGCCCGUGUGCCUCAUAGUUUGGAUUUGUCGAGCCCCAACAUGGCCAACACAGUGAAUGCUGCCCUCAAGCCUCUAGAGACUUUGUCCCGCAUUGUUAACCAGCCCAGCAGUUUGUUUGGGAGUAAAGGAUGCUCUAGCAAGAACAAGACCGAGCAUGACAAUGUGGGGGUCGCUCGGGAUAGCAACAGCAACACUCAAGAUCAAGGUGAAUCUGGCGAGGCAGAGCCAGUGGAGGACAAUCACAGGGUGCAGGGAGCAGACAGUGAUUUGAUGGAUGGAGAAACAGAAGGAGAUACAGUGGUAAUUGCUGGUCAGCCAGAGGUUCUCAGCACACAGGCAAUGCAGGUGGAGAAUGAGUUGGUGGAUUUGAUUGAUGAGCUCCUUGAGAGAGACGGCGGUACUGUCAAUAGUACAAUCAUUGUCGGGCAAAGUGCUGAGGAUGAAUCGCAAGAGGAUGUGCUGAUGGAAGAGGCCCCCUCCAAUAUUAGCCAGGCAUCCACUCUCCAGGCAAACCGAGAAGACUCCAUGAAUAUCCUGGAACCCGAGGAUGAGGAACAUACACAAGAGGAAGACUCCAGUGGCAGCAAUGAUGAUGAUGACAGCCAAGAUGAAGAGGAGGAAGAGGAGGAAGAGGAGGAGGACCCGGAUGAUGAGGAAGGAGAUGAGGAUGAUGAUGAUGAAGGUUCAGAGAUGGAGUUGGAUGAGGAUUUCCCUGACAUCAAUGCUGCUCCUCAUAUCCGCUUUGAGCGAUUCGACAGGGAUGAUGACCUCAUCAUCGAGUUUGACAACAUGUUUUCCAACAGCGCCGACAUUCCUCCUUCCCCAGGCAACAUCCCUAGCUCCCACCCACUCAUGGUGCGCCAUGCUGACCAUGGUUCCCUCACCCUCGGUGUAGCAGGCACAAGCAGCCGUCUAGCACAAGGCAUGGGUCGCAGCCAGCGGACACUUAGGCAGCUCACUGCCAACAGUGGGCACACCAUUCAUGUCCACUAUCCUGGAAACCGCCAGCCGAAUCCUCCACUCAUCCUGCAGCGGUUGUUGGGCCCAAGUGCAGCAGCAGACAUUUUACAACUGUCCAGCUCCCUUCCUCUGCAAUCUCGUGGUCGAGCUCGACUUUUGGUCGGCAAUGAGGAUGUUCACAUCAUUGCACGUUCCGAUGACGAAUUCGAUGACUUUUUCCAUGAGCAGAGCAGCACGGGAGGUCAAGCAGGAACCCUCUCAAGCAUUCCUACUGCCUUAACUAGAUGGACAGAUGAAUGUAAAGUGCUGGAUGCUGAAAGUAUGCACGACUGCGUAGCAGUUGUGAAGGUGCCAAUCCUUCAGCAUCUGGAAGGUUUGCGAGAUGAGGAGUUAGAAGAGCGACGGGAGAAGCGAAGGCGGCAGUUGGCUGAGGAGGAGGAGUUCAAACAAAAUGAGCAAAGGGCCUCUGGAGCAGAACAGACCAGAGAGCAGAGCCUGCAGGGUUCUGGAUUGGUGACAACUAAUGGUGCAGAAAGCAAUGCAGAGGGUGAGCAGUCUCAAGGAGGUGCAGUGCAAUGUCUGGACCCGCCCAGGGUAUCAGAAGGCUUCCUCACUGCGCCCCCUUCUGGAGAGGUUACACCCACCACCCCAGCUCCACAUGAACAGGCCCUAGUUUCCUUGGAAACCGCAAUUAAUCAACAAGUCCACCAACCGAUGGCUGGUCUACUAUUGGCUGAGUCUCACGCCAGCUCAUUGGCCGCGCUGGCAGGGGCGCGCCUUCCGCCUUUGUCUGCAGCUGACAGACUAAACAGUGAAGCAGAAGCAUCUCAGAUGGAAAUGUCUCCAGCACCCACAAUCGGUGAGAGAGGCAGUGGAGGAGAAAGUGGUGAUGGUGGUGGUGGUGGAGGAGCGUUGGAUGAAGGCAGGGAAGCCUCAAGCCCGGAUAUUGCUGAAACUUCAGAACCUACAGUAGUUGGUGUGUCACGACUGGAGGGGUCACCAAUGGAUACCAGCAGUCCAGCAUCUGCCACGCAAGAAGACACAGUUCCCAACCCUGCCCAGACUGCUCUUGUUUCUCAGGAUCUGUCUGGAAGCGUUGAGAGCGGCUUGACUGACAGGCAGACUGAUGCAGAGACUGGCUCAACUUCAGUCUCGUCUGCUACGGAAGCAAUUCUCCGGAGUGACAGUGCUGACAGCCAAUCCCAGGCUAUCCAAGAAGAACCUCUCCCAUCCACAAGCAAUGAAGAAGAGGACCCACUAGCAGGAAUCAGUCUCCCAGAAGGCGUAGACCCAUCUUUUCUGGCAGCUCUUCCUGAGGACAUUCGUAGGGAGGUCCUUCAAAAUCAGUUGGGAAUCCGACCACCAUCCCGCUCAGCUGUUGCUACCACCCUGCCUCCUUCUACUGCACCUGUACUAACAGGACCAGGGGUUACGGAGGUUAGCCCCGAGUUCCUUGCUGCAUUGCCCCCUGCCAUACAAGAGGAGGUCCUUGCCCAGCAACGAGCCGAACAGCAACGCAGGGAGGUUUCCCAACAGCCUACACAGGGCGACACUCCUUUGGACCCAGUUACCUUCAUCCAGACGCUGCCCUCGGAGCUCCGACGUAGUGUGCUGGAGGACAUGGAGGACAGCGUGUUAGCAGUCAUGCCACCCGACAUUGCAGCCGAAGCGGCAGCAUUGCGCCGAGAACAAGAGGCGCGACAGAGGCAGUUGAUGCAUGAGAGGCUCUUUGGUCAUAGCUCAACAUCAGCUCUAUCGGCCAUCUUGCGCUCGCCAGCUUUCACCAGUAGGUUAGGGAGCAAUCGUGGCGUCCAGUACACCCGGCUGGCUGUCCAGAGAGGAGGCACAUUUCAAAUGGGAGGCAGCUCUAACCACAGACCAACGAGUUCGAGUGUGGACUCUUUAUUGCGUCUGCGCGGUCGAUUGUUGCUGGACCACGAGGCCUUGUCCUGUCUGCUGGUGUUGCUGUUUGUGGACGAGCCAAAGCUGAACACCAGCCGACUACACCGUGUGCUCAGGAAUCUUUGCUACCACUCUCAGACUCGUGGGUGGGUCAUUCGUAGCCUCUUGUCCAUCCUCCAGCGCAGCAGUGAGAGCGAGGUCUGCGUGGAGACCACUCGUCUCGAAGAUUCUCGUGGGAAAAGGGGCGCCCAAGGAGGUUGCGGGGGGAAAGUUUCCUCGACUUCCUCCCUCUGUUCUUCGUCCUCGUCGUCGUCCUCUUCGGCUUCUUCCCUCGAGCUUCUGAACAGAGUAGAAUCUCGCAGUUCAAGCCAACUUUCUUGGCUCUCUGUGUCUAUGGAUGCGGCUUUGGGCUGCCGGACUAACAUCUUCCAGAUCCAACGAGUAUCUAGUAGGAAACAUGCUGACCGGCACUCGGCUGCGGGCUCCACUGUACACAUCCACCCGCAAGCUGCUCCUGUGGUGUGUCGACAUGUGUUAGACACACUCAUCCAGCUUGCAAAGGUUUUCCCCAGCCACUUCACUCAGCAGCGUUGUAAAGAUCUGUCCGUGUCAUCCUCUGACUUGGAGGCUCGUCUAUGUUCAAGUUCCUCAGGCGUAGCUGCUUUGGGUGGAGGACCAAGGUCAAGUUCACAGGGUCAGAACAACCCAAACUCCUCCAAUGCUUCCAGUGCACAGAAUGCUUUUGGCUCCUCGGCCAUCACUCCCCAGUCUCUGGGAAUCUCAACUGAUUUUUGGGACCUGCUUGUGAAGCUGGACAACAUGAAUGUCAGUCGCAAAGGAAAAGCCUCAAUGAAGACCGUGCCUUUAGGGGGCAACGCAGAGUCCGAGGGACUCCAGUUAAGCCUGGAGACCUCCCCUCUUGGUCAGUUGAUGAACAUGCUGUCCCAUCCCGUGAUCAGGCGUAGCUCCUUGCUCACUGAAAAGCUGCUACGUCUGCUCUCUCUCAUAUCCAUCGCCCUGCCUGACAAUAAGGCCACAGAGGCACCUGCUGGCCACGCUACUCCGCAGGCGGCCGACCCCAUUAUCAGAUCAGGAUCAAUAGCCCCAGUCAGUACACAGGUUGCGGCAGCAUCAAGCAUCCAGCCCACUGUCGUGGGCACCGUCACCUCGGGGGCAUCUGGGAAUCAGAGCACUUCCUCAGGGACAAGUCUAUUAAUGUUUGCAACGUCCACACCAUUAUCGACAUCCACUGGAACAGUCUUCACAGGUAGAAAAAUAUCAAAGAUACUGUAAGUUAUAAAGCCCUUAAAGGAGAUUAUAAUCAUUUUUAAUUCUGCCAAAACAGCCAAAAAGAGCACUUCGAACAGCACAGAGAAUGACAAUAAGAUUGCUUCCGCUGGACUUACGGAGAAACAACUUCAGCUUUCGGUGGAGGUGUUGACUUCUCAUUCGUGUUCAGAGGAGGGUCUAGAAGACGCAGCUAACAUUUUACUUCAGUUAUCCAGAGGAGAUGGUUCCACCAGAGACACUGUGCUCAGACUGCUGCUCAGUGGUGCAAGACACCUUGGUUAUACCCUUUGCAAACAAAUUGGUACACUACUGGCGGAACUUCGAGAGUAUAACUUAGAGCAGCAGAGGCGAGCACACGCAGAAUCUCAUUCACCCGAUGCACCUCCUGAUGAUACCUCCAUCUCUGCCAGACUGAAGGGCAAAAUGACCAGCAGGUUCGAUGGAGCUGAAAGUGUGGUGAUUGUGGCUGCACAGAAGCGGACGCUUGGCGGACGAGAACUACAACUCCCCUGCAUGAGUUCAUUGACCUCUAAGACAUCGACGCAGAAAUUUUUCCUGCGAGUGCUGCAGGUUAUUAUCCAGCUGCGUGAGGACACGCGACGUGCCAACAAGAAAGCCAAACAGACUGGGCGAAUAGGCUCCUCAAGCCUGGGUUCCGCCAGCAGCAUUCAGGCCGCCGUCCGUCAACUGGAGGCGGAGGCCGAUGCUAUCAUUCAGAUGGUGAGAGAGGGUCAGCGGGCACGAAGGCUCACGCAGACGCCACCGCCCACUGCCGCCUCUGCCGCCGCCGCAGCUCAGAGAGAUGACUCGCCAAUGGAUGUGGACCAGCCAAAAAGCAGUGGUAAAAUUGUUGGAUAUCUUCCAUCAGAUGAAGAAGGAAAUGGGCAGUCCGAGAGUGAGGAAAAACUCCCAGACCUCCCUCUGCUCAGCGAACAGCUCCUGCUGGAUGAGCUGUGGGACAUGCUUGGCGAAUGCUUGAAAGAGUUGGAAGAAUCCCAUGACCAGCAUGCUGUGUUGGUUCUCCAGCCUGCUGUGGAAGCAUUCUUCCUCGUGCACGCAACCGAGCGAGAGAGCAAACCCCCGGUUCGGGACACUCGGGAGAGUCAGCUUUCUCACAUCAAAGAUGAGCCUCCGCCGCUGUCUCCAGCACCGCUGACACCUGCGACACCGUCAUCCCUAGACCCUUUCUUCUCCCGGGAACCCUCCUCCAUGCACAUCUCUUCAAAUCUGCCACCCGACACCCAGAAGUUCCUCAGAUUUGCCGAAACUCACCGCACAGUACUCAAUCAGAUCCUUCGUCAGUCCACCACUCAUUUGGCUGACGGACCCUUUGCAGUUUUGGUUGACUACAUACGCAUCCUGGACUUUGAUGUGAAGAGGAAGUAUUUCCGCCAGGAGCUGGAACGCCUCGAUGAAGGCCUUCGAAAAGAGGACAUGGCCGUGCAUGUGAGAAGAGAUCAUGUGUUUGAAGACUCCUACAGAGAACUACACCGCAAAAGUCCCGAGGACAUGAAGAACAGGCUGUACAUUGUCUUUGAAGGAGAGGAGGGCCAGGAUGCCGGCGGCCUGCUGAGAGAGUGGUACAUGAUCAUCUCCCGCGAGAUGUUCAACCCCAUGUACGCCCUUUUCCGCACGUCGCCCGGAGAUAGGGUCACCUACACCAUCAAUCCCUCGUCCCACUGCAACCCCAACCACCUGAGCUACUUCAAAUUCGUGGGCCGAGUGGUGGCCAAGGCUGUCUACGAUAACCGGUUAUUGGAGUGCUACUUCACUCGCAGCUUUUACAAGCACAUCCUGGGCAAGAGUGUCAGGUACACUGACAUGGAGAGUGAGGACUACCCCUUCUUCCAGGGUUUGGUGUACCUGUUGGAGAAUGAUGUCUCCACCUUGGGCUAUGAGCUCACAUUCAGCACAGAGGUCCAAGAGUUUGGUGUAUGUGAAGUAAGGGACCUCAAGCCAAAUGGUGCAAACAUUCUGGUCACGGAAGAAAACAAAAAAGAAUAUGUGCACCUAGUUUGCCAGAUGAAGAUGACAGGUGCGAUCCGCAAGCAGUUGGCGGCUUUCCUCGAGGGCUUCUAUGAGAUCAUCCCCAAGAGGCUGAUCUCCAUCUUCACUGAGCAGGAGUUAGAGCUGCUCAUCUCUGGCUUGCCCACGAUUGACAUUGAUGACCUCAAGGCCAACACGGAAUACCACAAAUACCAGUCUAGCUCCAUCCAGAUCCAGUGGUUCUGGAGGGCCUUGCGCUCCUUUGACCAAGCGGACCGAGCAAAGUUCUUACAGUUUGUCACCGGUACAUCCAAAGUGCCGCUCCAGGGUUUCGCUGCGCUGGAGGGAAUGAACGGCAUUCAGAAGUUCCAAAUCCACCGUGACGAUCGCUCCACAGACCGCUUGCCCUCUGCUCACACUUGUUUCAACCAGCUGGACCUCCCUGCCUAUGAGAGCUAUGAGAAGUUGAGACAUAUGCUGCUGCUGGCCAUCCAGGAGUGCUCUGAGGGAUUUGGCCUGGCUUAA
Molecule: messenger RNA, 13347 nt
Organism: Nerophis lumbriciformis (worm pipefish)
Lineage: Eukaryota; Metazoa; Chordata; Actinopteri; Syngnathiformes; Syngnathidae
Source: RefSeq, a predicted model, not a curated record